Molecule: messenger RNA, 2295 nt
Organism: Tuber aestivum (summer truffle)
Lineage: Eukaryota; Fungi; Ascomycota; Pezizomycetes; Pezizales; Tuberaceae
Source: the annotation of a GenBank genome assembly
GAGCCGUGCGGGGGAGAUCACCUGACAUCUGAAUACUUUCUGAAUCGCUAAAGAAGACCACCACCAAACGUGUGCGGCCUCGGCCCCGGAAAAAGGACUUCUUGGCUUGCAGACGGAAUUCUCUCAUCGCGCAUCUCUCGUUCCCUUUCGUCCUUUCUCUCCAACGCACUCAAGUCUCCGCACUACAAGUUUGUUGCAGGAAAACGGGAAAACAGGUCUAAAAAGUUACAGCGUACCCUCCUUACCCACUUCUGAUCCUUUUCCACCCCCCUCCCCCUUUCGUUCCCUCUGAUCCCUUUUUUCUUUUGCACAUUCUCCACCACCCACACACGCAUCACAGAGCAUACAGGAUCUGGCAUCUCUUCCUUUGUUUCCAGUUUUCUUUUCACUUCUCAGGGAUAGAUCAUGGCUUGUCGUGGAUUGGCUAUGCGUCGCUUGCCUCUGGUAGCUGCUCCUUGUGCUCCUCACAUGAGCAUUGCGGCUCUCUCCGCUACUUCCGUUUCCUCAUGUCGCCAAGCUUCAGUACGGUCCUUUUCACGGCUAUCACGGUACAAUGGUGGACUUUUGGGAAGUGCUGCUGGGUUUGUGUGCUUUCCUUUCUUUCUGGUUUACGAAUAUUAAUCUCUUGUGAUACCGGGUUGGGUUGCUUAUUUUUAUUUAUUUCUCUUCUCCACGUUUAUAGGAAAUCGCAACGGUUUGUUAAUGCAUCAUCGAUCUUCAAUGCCCAAGUCCGAUCUUAUGGUUCGUUCAAAGACAAAUAUUAGAAGGGCUCAUUUAUGAGUCAAUAUAAGCUUCAGUAUACUAAUUUGAGGCAUUUUUUUUCACCAUCCGGUUCUGCAGCGGAUAGGAUUGUCAAGGUUCCCGCAAUGGCCGAGUCGAUUUCGGAGGGUACACUAAGGCAAUUCCUCAAACGUAACCAUCCUCUUGUGUGGACUUUUUAACAUUUCUACUGACAAGCGUAGAGGCUGGAGACUUUGUGCAGCAGGAUGACGAGAUUGCAGCCAUCGAGACAGAUAAAGUGGGUGUUUGCUAUUAGCGGCCUCCGGAAAGGUGCUGGUGUUGAUGUCUUUUUAGAUCGAUGUCGUUGUCACUGCUCCAGACGCAGGUACACUCACUGAAUUUUUCGUCAAGGAAGAGGAUACCGUCACCGUUGGCCAGGACCUCUUCAAACUGGAGCUCGGGGGAGAGCCGAAGGCACCAGCGGGUACUGCUCAAGAGGCCGGAAGCAAACAGGAACCUCCUGAGGAAGAUUAUGAGGAGAGCGGGUCGAUGUCAGAGACAAAGCAAGAGCCUGGUCCUCCAUCUUCUCCUGCCUCCGAACCUCCCAAGCAAGGGCUCGGCAACCGCGAAGAGAAGCGUGUGAGUGGAUACAUGGAAAGCCAGAAUGUUUGGGCAGCUGGAGGUUAUUGACUGACUCCGACCAGGUGAAAAUGAAUCGCAUGCGUCUCAGAAUUUCAGAGCGCCUGAAACAGUCCCAGAACACCGCUGCGUCCCUGACAACAUUCAACGAAGUAGACAUGUCUGCCCUCAUGGAAAUGAGGAAACUGUACAAAGACAAAGUCCUUGACAAGACUGGUACCAAGCUUGGUUUCAUGAGCGCGUUCACUCGGGCUUGUGUUCUCGCCUCGAGGGAUGUCCCGGCCGUCAACGCCUCAAUUGAGGGGCCCAACGGCGGCGAUACCAUUGUGUACCGCGACUAUGUCGAUGUUAGUGUUGCUGUUGCGACUGAGAAGGGGCUUGUUACACCCGUCGUGCGGAAUGCGGAAGCCUUGGACUUUGUGGCAAUUGAAAAGGCCAUUGCCGAACUGGGCAAGAAGGCGAGGGAUGGGAAACUCACCAUAGAGGAUAUGGCGGGUGGAACUUUCACCGUGAGCGCACCUACUUUUCCGAGGCUAUCGUCAGUUUAUACUAACGCCACUUUUCCCCCCCUUCUCAGAUCUCUAAUGGUGGUGUCUUUGGGUAUGAACUACGCUUCCGACAACAAGAAAUUAGGCUUUCUGACCCGUUGUGACAGCUCCCUUUACGGUACUCCCAUCAUUAAUCUUCCACAAACCGCUGUUUUGGGGCUUCACGCCAUCAAAGACAGGCCUAUUGCCGUUAACGGGAUAGUCGAGAUAAGACCGGUACGGACAGCCAUCCUAAGAUUUCCUAAACACGUGCUGACAGCCUCAACAGAUGAUGUACCUCGCCCUCACCUACGAUCACCGCCUCCUCGACGGCCGCGAGGCAGUCACCUUCCUAGUAAAGGUCAAGGAUUACAUCGAGGAUCCCCGCCGCAUGCUGUUGGGUGUUUAA